CAUUUCUGCCAUUUACAAGAAAGAAACUCCCUGGGCUUAGGCUAGAACUCAACGGAGCAUCAAUUCAAAGGGUUAAAUCCUAUAGAUUUCUUGGUGUAAUAUUAGAUCAAUCUCUCACUUGGUCCAAACAUUUAGACAUGUUAGAGAGUAGAAUUAAUUGUGUGAUUAAUGUAUUCCGCUGCAUUGCGGGGGCAAGAUGGGGAGCAUCAAUAGAUGCGAUGCUCUCAUUCCACACGGCGCUAAUACGACAAGCGAUUGCAUACUCCAUUCCGGUGUUAAACGGACUUUCCCGGACAUCAGAGUCUCGCCUUACCUACAUGCUAGCAAGAAGCUUAAGAGUAUGCCUAGGUUUACCGCGAUCAACAUCCAGCGCGCUUGUACUCGUAACGGCAAGAGAGCCGACUAUACAUAUUCUAAGAACACAGGAGAUAUGUCGUAAUUCCUUUCGACUCUCCACGCGGCCUCUGUUCAAUGAUAUUUUUACUCGCAAAGGGACCAACUUUCUUUCCACACUGAAUUCUCUUCCAUUAUGGAUUCCCGAACAACCUAACUGGAUUCAAGAGAUCUGUAAACCACCCUGGACGCUACCAUUACUGGAGAUCAACAUGGACAUUCCAGGCAUGCAAACAAAAACAUCAGUUAACACACAGAUUGCAAGAACAUUGACUCUUUCACAUCUGGAAGAAAAAUAUAAAGAUGACAUCCACGUGUAUACUGAUGGAUCAACCACUGAAGACGGAUCGACAUCAGCCUUUGUUGUGCCUGAUUUUAACCAUUGGUCAUCCUUUCGACUAUCGCAUCCUACUUCCUCAACCACUGCGGAAUUACAUGCUUUACUCGCGGCUGCAACGUACAUAAAAAGCAACUCGGCAGCGAAUUCUUGGGUCAUAUGUACUGAUUCAAAGGCAGCUUUGCAAUCUAUUAAGACUAUGAAUAGCCGUAGUGAACACAACUCCCUUGUACACAGAAUUUACUUAGAACUCUCUGAUGCCAUCGAAUUUGGCAACACUGUACAUCUACAGUGGGUCCCCGGGCAUACCGGUGUUUCAGGAAAUCACCAAGCUGACCAAUUGGCUACCGCAGCCCAUACAAGUAACAACGUCCACCUCACACCUUUCACAAAGAACGACGCCAAAAGAUACAUCCGUCGACUACGUGAGCGAAUGUCUCACGAUGAAUGGCUUAGCAGCAUCCCACAAGACAACCUGAUCCGUCUAAUCGAUCCGGACCUCCGUUGCCCAGUGUACACCUAUUCAGCCAGGUCAAUCGACACCCUUAUCCAUCGCCUACGACUUGAGGUAGCAUACACGGGAAGCUUCCUUCACCGGAUAAAACAAGUAGAAACACCGAGUUGCAAGUGCGACAACCCGGUCGAAGACGUCGAACAUUUAAUCAUGGACUGUCCGAGAUAUGAUCAGUGGCGCGCCCGCUUACGGAUUAGUCUCGGGAUACUCGACAAUCGUCCAUUUUCUCUCGCCAAAGUUCUAGGCCCUUGGCCCGACUUAAAGAAACAAAAGCGUGCAUUAGCCUCACUAACUGGUAAUCAGGAAGGAACGAUAUAUAGCUGCGUAUUACCGCUACCGCAUCGCCGAUUGGACGUUCUGGGCGCGAAGCUUAGGACGUCCAAUCAUCGAGGCGGUAGCGGUUUCGAAUAG
Ixodes scapularis (black-legged tick) is the source of this 1655-nucleotide messenger RNA. RefSeq lists its product as uncharacterized. Gene Ontology annotation, biological process: DNA replication, removal of RNA primer. Bases 138 to 1655 code for a protein of 505 amino acids. The record is from RefSeq and is a predicted model, not a curated record. Lineage: Eukaryota; Metazoa; Arthropoda; Arachnida; Ixodida; Ixodidae. Gene Ontology annotation, molecular function: RNA-DNA hybrid ribonuclease activity; nucleic acid binding. The transcript is spliced from 2 exons.